GGGAAGUCGGAGAAACAGCACGAUGGAUUCAGUUGUUCUCGAAACCAGUCUCGGAGACGUUCAGCUUGAAUUAUACUGGAACCAUGCCCCUCGGACGUGUCAGAACUUUGCUGAGCUUGCAAAACGCGGCUACUACAACGGUAUUGUGUUUCAUCGAAUUAUCGCCGAUUUUAUGAUCCAAGGUGGUGAUCCAACUGGAACUGGUCGAGGUGGAACGAGCAUUUAUGGUCAGAAAUUCGAGGAUGAAAUACAUCCAGAACUACGCUUUACAGGUGCAGGAAUCCUCGCAAUGGCGAACUCGGGGCCCAACACAAACGGAUCUCAGUUCUUCAUUUCAUUGGCACCCACGCCCUACCUGGACGGUAAACAUACCAUUUUCGGCCGGGUGAGCUCAGGCAUGCGUGUUGUGCAGAGAUUAGGUGCUGUUGCAGUUGAUGCUCAGGAUCGACCAAGAGAAGAUGUGAAGAUACACAAGGCUCGGACGAUGUGAUUGUCCGUGUAUUCUUACGUUUGCCUUCGAGGGGCACGCUAGAAGUCUGCGCUUUUGUUGGACCUAAAUGUCUUAUCUUGGACACUGGCCAGGUCUUCUUGCAGAAGCACAGUCUUAUGUGGAAUGUUCUAUUUUUUUCCCAGACUGUCGUGGUUUAAACGCUCAGGAUUAUGCUUGAAGUGAGAGCUCGAUUGAUCUUCUUUUACCAAAUAUAACAUCACCGCUGUCAACUUGAACCGACCAGGGUCCUGACAUCUUCACACCAUCCAUCAUUAUAUUGAAAAUGAUACCGACAUCUGACAUCCGGUUUCAAUACACAACAAAUUUGAAGUGCG
This is a messenger RNA of Suillus fuscotomentosus, 825 nucleotides long. Its product is annotated as cyclophilin-like domain-containing protein. Gene Ontology annotation, biological process: protein peptidyl-prolyl isomerization. The transcript is spliced from 6 exons. The record is from RefSeq and is a predicted model, not a curated record. NCBI's taxonomy places the organism in Eukaryota, Fungi, Basidiomycota, Agaricomycetes, Boletales, Suillaceae. Bases 23 to 490 code for a protein of 155 amino acids. Gene Ontology annotation, cellular component: catalytic step 2 spliceosome. Gene Ontology annotation, molecular function: peptidyl-prolyl cis-trans isomerase activity.